AUGGCGGCCGGUCAAAUAUUGCCACUAUUCCGUGUCCGCGACGAACGUGAGUCCGUCCGCGCAGUCGCAAAUACAAUCACCAUAUCCUUUGCUCAAGAUCCUUUGAUCAAAUGGUUGCGCCCUCGCGUUCCACUCUGGACGAGAAACAACAAAGGAACGUUCAAAUGGCAGUAUCGACGGGUUCAGCGGGCUAUUGCAGAUGGUAUAGUUCUACAAUCAGGGCCAGCUGCACACAUAGACCGAUUGUUCCCUUCAGGGUCUUCAGAGUCGUGUCAUACUGAACCGGAAAUGCUUGGUUCAGUGGCUGCACAAAGCAGCAGCAAGAAUGACGAUGGUGGUGAGGAUGCGGGUGUAGUGGUCAUGCUAUUUCCUCCCGCGGGGCAUAAACGAUGGACACUGGAAAGGCUUUUUCUUCUGUGCAAGCUAAGCUUGCUCGAAGUUUUUCGCUCAGUUUGUGAUAGGGGAACGAAUUCCGAGAGACUGGAGAUAAUGAUGACUAGCCAUGACGAGGCGAUUGCUCGAGUUGAAAUGCUACAUCAACUUCGCGACGUGUGGUACCUGGAGGUUAUCGCUGUCCAUCCAUCUCUUCAAGGUCGAAGGCUUGGGAAGAAGGCUAUGAACUCGGUGUUGGACUAUAUUAACCACGAGCCAGUUGUGCUCGAGUGUACGAGUGAGGAUAAUAUCCCAUUUUAUCAGAAAUUGGGGUUCGAGACUGUCGAAGAGGUCGAUUUGACAGAAAAUGGUGAAGCCGUUAGGUUAUGGAUCAUGCUACGACGGGCGCCUAGGAGGGGACAUAGUAAAUAG
Molecule: messenger RNA, 804 nt
Organism: Aspergillus ibericus CBS 121593
Lineage: Eukaryota; Fungi; Ascomycota; Eurotiomycetes; Eurotiales; Aspergillaceae
Product: GNAT family N-acetyltransferase
Exons: 3
Coding region: 1-804 (267 amino acids)
Molecular function (GO): acyltransferase activity, transferring groups other than amino-acyl groups
Source: RefSeq, a predicted model, not a curated record